Molecule: messenger RNA, 591 nt
Organism: Dentiscutata erythropus
Lineage: Eukaryota; Fungi; Glomeromycota; Glomeromycetes; Diversisporales; Gigasporaceae
Source: the annotation of a GenBank genome assembly
AUGCAUGGUCUAGAACAAAUAAAAAAGCAUGGAGAAGAUGCUUCUUUAGACAAUAAUAUAGUUGCAAUAGCUAUUCCUCAGUUAAGAAAGGUUCUAAAAGAAUAUAAUUUAAAAAAUAUUUACAACAUGGAUAAAACAGGGUUAUUCUAUUGUCUUGAGCCAGAUACCACACUAGCAACUACUUGUCUAAAGGGUAAAUCACCCAACCCACAGUGCUUCAAACGUAUCAAAUACAAUAGGCUCAGUGUCACAUAUGAGUCAAGUAGUAAGGCAUGGAUGAUGACUGUGCUAUUUCAAGUAUGGCUUAAGGAAUUUGACAUGAAAAUGGCCAAUCAUAAGGUAAUUCUUUUAGUAAAUAAUGUCAAGUGCUAUUCCUCUAGCAAUUUAAACCUUCACAACACUACCGUCUACUACCUUUCACCAAACACAACAUCUCGCAUACAACCACUUGAUGCUGGUAUUAUCAUGUCUUUUAAAUGUUGCUACAAAAAUUAUUUUAUAAAAUGGAUGCUUAAUCAGUAUGAAUCUGGAAAUGAUGACAAAUUAAAUGUACUUAAUGCUAUAAAAUUUAUUGUUCAAGCAUGGAAUGAA